Penaeus chinensis is the source of this 840-nucleotide messenger RNA. Its product is annotated as extensin-like. The transcript is spliced from 3 exons. The coding region runs from base 1 to 840 and encodes 279 amino acids. Lineage: Eukaryota; Metazoa; Arthropoda; Malacostraca; Decapoda; Penaeidae. The record is from RefSeq and is a predicted model, not a curated record.
AUGGGCAUGACAGGGAACCCAGGCCAGUCCGCGCCGCCGGGAGCACGAUCCACCCGAGCGCCGAUGACCAUUUGUCAGGCGCCGCGGGAACUGAACCCGAAGCCCGAGUUGAUGCGUAAACGCGAGACCCAGUGGCUGAUCCCUGUUCACGGGGACGAGUCGCUGGGGGCGUGGCAGCGGCGCCGGCAUCAGGCAGAGGUGGACUUGGGAGGCACGCAACCACGCCUCGCCCACGCCUCGCCCACCUCUUGCCCAUCUCUUGCCCACGCCUCGCCCACCUCUUGCCCACGCCUCGCCCACCUCUUGCCCACGCCUCGCCCACCUCUUGCCCACGCCUCGCCCACCUCUUGCCCACGCCUCGCCCAUCUCUUGCCCACGCCUUGCCCACCUCUUGCCCACGCCUCGCCCACCUCUUGCCCACGCCUCGCCCACCUCUUGCCCACGCCUAACCCACGCUUAGCUCACCUUUCGCCCACGCGUAGCCCACGCCUCGCCCACGCCUUGCCCACCUCUUGCCCACGCCUCGCCCACGCCUCGCCCACCUCUUGCCAACGCCUCGCCCACGCCUCGCCCACCUCUUACCCACGCCUUGCCCACCUCUUACCCACGCCUUGCCCACGCCUCGCCCACCUCUUGCCCAUGCCUCGCCUACCUCUUGCCCAUGCCUCGCCCACCUCUUGCCCACGCCUCGCCAUACCUCGCCCACGCCUCGCCCACCUCUUGCCCACGCCUCGCCAUACCUCACCCACGCCUCGCCCACCUCUUGCCCACGCCUCGCCAUACCUCGCCCACGCCUCACCCACCUCUUGCCCACGCCUCGCCUACCUCGCCCACGCCUAA